AUGGCAACUAAUAAUUCUACAUCAAGAACUAGUACUAUAGUACCAACAAGUUCAACGAUAAUUACCACUACCAUACUUUAUCUGAAUCGAUGCCUGGUACAACCAUAUCAUCGACUUCAACCAGCACUACAUCAUCAACCUCAACCAGCACCACAUCAACUUCAACCAGCACCACAUCAACCUCAACCAGCACCACAUCAACCUCAACCAGCACCACAUCAACCUCAACCAGCACCACAUCAACCUCAACC
Molecule: messenger RNA, 251 nt
Organism: Rotaria sp. Silwood2
Lineage: Eukaryota; Metazoa; Rotifera; Eurotatoria; Philodinida; Philodinidae
Source: the annotation of a GenBank genome assembly